Molecule: messenger RNA, 2595 nt
Organism: Diospyros lotus (date-plum)
Lineage: Eukaryota; Viridiplantae; Streptophyta; Magnoliopsida; Ericales; Ebenaceae
Product: low affinity sulfate transporter 3
Exons: 12
Coding region: 205-2295 (696 amino acids)
Biological process (GO): transmembrane transport
Cellular component (GO): membrane
Molecular function (GO): secondary active sulfate transmembrane transporter activity
Source: RefSeq, a predicted model, not a curated record
UAUGGCCCCUUAAGGCACAUGGUGAAACAGUGCAACAUUUUGGUGCUCCAUGUUGAUAAAUACCCACCAUGCACCUUGCUUGUCCAUGUUCCUCAAUUGAGUAGCUUUUCAACUUAAACCAAGCCUGGCCUGGCCUGGUACCCUGGCCUAGCUAGUGUUCUUCUGUAACAAUGGCUUUUGUGAUCUCAACUUGUUGCUGAAUUAAUGCAGCCUCCAAUGGGGCCGCCUCCUCCUGGCAUCGUAGCUUCCGGUGAAUCUGGAACUCACCCAAUUGCCAGAGAAGCUGAUCAGAGAGAGCUUUCCAAGUUCUCCCAAACACUUCAAUUAAUCACCAUGCCUUCUUCUGCCAGUGUUGACACCACCACCGCCAGCUGCAAGGUGGCUGAAGACGCCGCCGUCAGGGCUAGGUGGGUGCUGGACCCUCCCCGGCCGCCGGGCCUAGGCCGCAGGCUCGCCGACUCCAUUGCUGAGACCGCCGUCUCUCACCGGAACAAGCUUCGGAAGCUCAAGGAGCAGCCUCUCUCCGGAACAAUCUCAGUGCUGGAGGCCAUCUUCCCCAUCCUGGUAUGGUUCAGAAGCUACUCCCCAAGCAAAUUUAAGAAUGACUUGCUGGCUGGAUUAACCCUUGCAAGCCUCUGCAUCCCCCAGAGUAUUGGGUAUGCCACUUUAGCCAAGCUUGAUCCUCAGUAUGGCCUCUACACCAGUGUCGUGCCGCCGCUUAUUUAUGCUGCCAUGGGGACGUCAAGAGAGCUAGCCAUCGGACCGGUGGCCGUAGUUUCAUUGUUGUUGUCGUCCAUCGCGCAGAAGUUAGAAGAUCCUGACGCCAAUCCUCUUGCUUACACAAGGCUAGUCUUAACUAUAACCUUCUUUAGUGGUGUCUUUCAGACUGCCUUUGGACUUCUAAGGUUGGGGUUUUUGGUGGAUUUUCUUUCACAUGCUGCCAUAGUGGGGUUCAUGGCGGGCGCAGCCAUAGUUAUAGGCCUUCAGCAGCUAAAAGGACUACUUGGGCUCACUCACUUCACAAACAAAACUGAUAUCAUCUCUGUCUUGAAAGUUGUUUGGACCUCAGUUCAUCACAACCCGUGGAAUCCUUACAAUUUCAUCCUUGGCUGCUCCUUUCUGAUCUUCAUCUUGAUUACCAGAUUCCUGGGUAGAAGGAGCAGGAAACUCUUCUGGUUACCAGCAACUGCACCCCUAGUUUCAGUCAUCUUGUCGACGCUCAUCGUUUUCCUGACAAGGGCUGAUGAACAUGGAGUUAAGAUCGUGAAGCACAUCAAAGGAGGCCUGAAUCCAAGCUCAGUUCAUCAGCUUCAGUUCAGCGGCCCACACGCUUCUGAAGUGGCCAAAAUUGGAUUGAUUGUUGCUGUCAUCGCCCUCACGGAAGCCAUUGCUGUUGGUCGGUCAUUUGCAUCCAUGAAAGGAUACCAUCUUGAUGGGAACAAGGAAAUGAUGGCCAUGGGAUUCAUGAAUAUAGUAGGCUCCUUCACUUCAUGCUAUACUGGCACUGGUUCCUUCUCACGCAGCGCGGUUAAUCACAGUGCGGGGUGUGAAACCGCCAUGUCAAACAUCGUAAUGGCGAUUACAGUGUUGUUGUCACUGCAAUUCUUCACAAGGCUCUUGUACUAUACCCCAAAUGCAAUUCUUGCAUCCAUUAUCCUCUCAGCUUUGCCUGGCCUUGUUGACCUUAACGAAGCUUAUUACAUCUGGAGGGUUGAUAAACUAGACUUCCUUGCCUGCAUUGCUGCAUUCUUUGGUGUCUUGUUCGCCUCUGUUGAGAUCGGUCUCCUCCUUGCGGUAAUGAUAUCAUUUGCAAAGAUCAUACUGAACACAAUUCAACCAGGCAUAGAAAACCUUGGAAGGCUUCCUGGAACCGAUGUGUUUUACGAUGUCAAUCAGUACCCCAUGACUAUAAAAACGCCUGGAAUUCUUACAAUCCGCAUCAGAUCUGCGCUGCUUUGCUUUGCCAAUGCCAGCUUCGUUAUAGAAAGAAUUUUGAAGUCGGUGGAUGAAGAAGAAGAUGCAGACAUCAAAGGAACUGCUGAACGAGGAACCCAAUUGGUGAUUCUCGACAUGUCCAACUUGAUGAACAUCGACACAUCUGGAAUUGCUUCUCUUGAGGAACUGCUAAAGGAGCUCACAUCUCAUGGCACCCAGUUAGCCAUUGCCAACCCUAGGUGGCAAGUAAUUCACAAGCUAAGGCUGGCCAACUUCGUGAACAAAGCUGGUGCUAGGAUCUUCUUGACUGUUGGAGAGGCAAUGGAUGCAUGCCAUGAUCAUGCUAGAUCAAUGGCUUAAUUAGUAGUUUAAUCAGCUGGCUUUGUGCUUGCUGCAGCCUCCUUAUUGUGCUUAAUUAUAUCCAGUCCCAUACGACAUACCUAUGUACAUGUAAGUGGGACACCAAAUAAACCAAGGAGAUGAUCCAACACAUUAGUGUUCUAAUUAAUCUCCAAAUCAAUAACAGCAAGCCAGAACAAGGCACCUCGACCUUCUUGUUUGGGAGAUACAAUGUUGUUGGGUUUCAUAUGUAAAAUGAAUGGUACCUGUAAUAUACUAUAAUAUAUAUUACCUAAUUUGAAGGGUACUCAUAACUGGAAA